AUGGCACUCGGGCCUCGCUGGCUUGCGUUCCCGUCAGCCCUGGACGAGCGCCAUGCAAAUGGCUUUGCCGCGUCGUCAACAGCGACGUUUACCGCGCGCGACGACUACUCGCUCACAAACGUGGCCCAAGGCGUGGCUUCAAGUCUCUACUUUCUCUCCCAGGUCGGCCGCAAAUCGCUCUCGACGUCGUUUGCAGCGACUUCGGACGAGACGCGCGAUGUCGGGAGCGUCGUCGUGCACGAUGUGGUCCACGGCGCCAACCUCGUCCAGUUCAAGGCGCACGACUCGCCCAUUACAACGUUGACGUUUGACCCGAGCGGCCAGUUGCUCGUCACGUCCUCGAAAAAAGGACAGACGCUGCACGUGCAUCGGCUCCUUGGCGACGACCACGUUCUCUUGUACAAGCUCCAGCGUGGCAUCACGUACGCGCGGAUUCACCACGUGAGCAUCUCGGUCGACGCCAAGUGGAUCGCUGUCACGUCGCUUCGAGGCACGACGCACGUGUAUGCGAUCUGGCCCCAGGGCGGACCCGUUGACGGCCACUGCCACGCCGACAUGGACUAUGACGACGCGCCUCAGGUGGCGGCGUCCAAGGCCGUCGCGGUCCUCGAGCAGCAGGCGCGGGACCUCGGCCGACCGAGUUGGUCGACAGAGAAGAUCCAAUCGCUGCUGCGACUGCGACACACGACGCCCAUGAACAACACGGCGACGGCGUUCCAAUACGACGACGACGACCUCCCGGCCCUGCACUUGCAGUGCCAAUGGGGACCUAACAACACCCUCUAUGUCGCCAACGCGGGCACGCUCAAGACGAUGCAGCUCCAGCCCAAGCUCUCGGUGCUCGAGACCCAAAGCUUUGCGCUCUCGGCCGAAAUGACACAACUGCACAGCGUCGAUCUGGAGCAUCGGCCGACGCAUCCCGUGGUCCAGAAUGUGACGUCAACGAGCCCGACGCCCGCACUUUCCAGUGUCGAAGUCAAGACGCACCACCGUCCGAGCAUUCCUCUCUGGGCGCACCCCAAGAUUACGUUUCGCGCCGUGCGACAUGCCGAUGGCUCGUCGCGCGUGCUAAGCGUGCGACGUCUGGGCCCCGUGCCGCUGCCAACGGACGCUGCGGACAAGGUGCACGAGCGCGUCACCCAGGGCGAAAGCCCCGUGUUUGACGGUGCCGCCAAGCCCAAGAAACAGCACCAUCUUGCGGUGCCGACACUCGACUUGGCAGCGUCCAUCUCCAAGGCCGUCCAGAGCAGCGUCGAGAUUGCACCGAUCGACGACCACGGCCUUGAUGCGGGCGUGCAAUCGCUCAACCUCGCGCAUAUUCAAGACACAUAUUUUGCGAGUCCGCCGUUGGCGCCGCUAUCGGACCUUGUGAGUGUGCACGUCUUGCCGCCCGUGCUCUCGGACGGGACAGACACGUCGCUGGACGAGCCGUUUGAAGAGAUCGUGGCCGAAACGAGCACCACGCACGACGACCCUCCGAGAGCGAAAUCCAAGGGCCGCCGAGGUAGCAAGGUCAAGGCCAAGUAA
Messenger RNA from Saprolegnia parasitica CBS 223.65, 1527 nucleotides. RefSeq lists its product as hypothetical. Gene Ontology annotation, molecular function: protein binding. Gene Ontology annotation, cellular component: cytoplasm. Gene Ontology annotation, biological process: response to starvation; autophagy. Bases 1 to 1527 code for a protein of 508 amino acids. The transcript has 7 exons. NCBI's taxonomy places the organism in Eukaryota, Oomycota, Saprolegniomycetes, Saprolegniales, Saprolegniaceae. The record is from RefSeq and is a predicted model, not a curated record.